Dendronephthya gigantea is the source of this 2895-nucleotide messenger RNA. Its product is annotated as kinetochore protein NDC80 homolog. Gene Ontology annotation, cellular component: Ndc80 complex. The record is from RefSeq and is a predicted model, not a curated record. The coding region runs from base 25 to 1986 and encodes 653 amino acids. NCBI's taxonomy places the organism in Eukaryota, Metazoa, Cnidaria, Anthozoa, Malacalcyonacea, Nephtheidae. The transcript has 20 exons. Gene Ontology annotation, biological process: attachment of mitotic spindle microtubules to kinetochore.
ACUUUUGGUUGCUAAAAGAUCAAAAUGAGACGGGCCACAUUGGGAACGAUGAAUAUAGGGAACAAAACAAGAAUUCCCACCAAAGAAAAGGGCGCAGUGCGGUCACGAUCGUCGCUUGGACUUGGUGGUCGUUUCUCCAACUCCGGUCCUAGAACAUCAGGUGCUCGUCCUAAAACAUCUUUUGGUUCGUCCAGGCGAUCAAGUCAAUAUGGCCGUGGAGAUCCCUAUACACAAAUUAAAGAUACAAGACCACUUAGUGAUAAAUCUUAUCAACAGCAAGAGAUCAGGGAAAUAUUACAGUUUCUCUCUGAGAAUGACUAUGAGCAUCCAAUGUCAAUGAAAACUAUGAUGAGACCAACCAACAAAGAAUUUAUCAAUGUUUUUUCGUUUCUCUACAGUCGAAUCAGUCCAGAACCAAUGGUGAAACCCGAAGAGGAACUGCCAAAAGUUAUGAAGAAAAUCGGUUAUCAAUUUACCAUACACAAGACCUCCCUAUCAAAUGUUGCCUCGCCCCAUGCCUGGCCGAUCCUGCUCGGUGCCCUGCACUGGCUCCUGGAGUUAGUCAAGUUUUCCAUGGCGGUGAACGACGAGGUGGAACAUUGUCUGUUUCCGAUGAUCGAGGGUGAAGAUGAUGAAGGAGAUUUCGCCGCUAUGAGGAAGGUUUAUUUUGACUUUCUCGAGAGAUCGUACAGUGCAUUCAUAGAAGAUAAAAGAGACCUGAGGGAUCUUGGAGAAUAUACAGACGCACUUAUAGAAGAACUAAGGAGUCAAAAUGACCCAUUGACUUCAGAAGUGGAACAGUUAUCUCAGGAAAACAUUCAGCUUGAGGAAGAAUUGAAAAGGCUUGAAAAUGAACCGUCAAGACUCGAGGCGCUAAUGGAAAAACGUGGAACCCUUGAAACUGAUAAGUCGAAGUUUGAAGUAUAUAUCGCCGAUCUGCGCCGCCAUCGUGUCAAGUUGGACGAGCGACGAUUGCAAUCGGAGGAAGCGUUGAAUACUGCAAAACUCGAGGAAGAGGCGACUUCAGCAGAAAAAACUAAACUACAGAGAAUUCUUGCAAACCAGGAGUUGAGUGCUGCCGAUGUUCAGCGCAUGAAACAGGAAGGCGAUGAGCUUAAAAAGACCUUGACAAAACUUGAAGAGACAAGCGAUAGUAUGGAUCAGGAAAUCUGGGAGAAAGAAAUGAGUUAUGCAAGAAGACAUGAACAGGUUCUUGUCCAAUGUCAAGACUACAAUGAGAGAGCUCGCAAGCUAAAGUUGAUCCCAAGUACGGCUGAGAAUGCCGCUGGUGUUGAUUACGAACUCAGGUGCCAUCUUGGAAGAAUGACUUUGGACAUAAAAAACCAGCUAAAGCCGAGUCUGCUGCGCUUCAAACAACAGAUUGCUGAAUGCUCCUGUCGAUGUGAAUCAGAACUGAUCAACCUCAAGGAGAAACACGACGUGCUGCAGGAACAAAUUUCCGAAAAAGAGGAGGCCAUUGCUGUCUUUGAAGAGAAGAUUGUUGUCUUGGAGAAGGAAAUACAGUGGAGAAAACAGCAAUACGACGAACAGCAUAACAAACUCUCUUGCGAGGUGGAAGAAUUGCAGAAUAAAAUAGACAGGCUGAGAAUGGAAAGCCAAAUCAGUGUCUCGGAUAAGAGAAGACAUCUGGAAGAAGCCAAGGAAAGGUUGAAAACGAAAACGGUUGAGAUGGAACAUCAGAGGCGUCAGUAUGAACUGUUUCUCAGCACUGUUUGUGAACUGGUUAUUGAACAUAAAACAAUCUUGCAGGAACGUGUCAUCGAAAUACGGAAAGGCGUUGAAGAAAUCACAGAAACCAUAAAGAAACUUCCACCACUCACCUCGAAGCUUCUCAGCAAGGCAGACAUUGACCGAAUGCUUCCAGGAGGUGAAAACGAAGGCAACUUGAAAAAGACAGAAGAAGGUUCACUCGAUGAAGCUGUCGCCCAGAGCGAGGAAAAGCCGAAACAAGAAAUGAAUGACUAAAGAGUACAGUAGGUGUAUAACUAGCUGAAACAAAAGUAUAGUGUUUGUCCCCUAUAAUGACAUACACAACUUUAUAUAUUGGAUACGUGAAAACAGUAUAGUCCAGUUCAUAUUGUUCGGUCAGUGGUAUAGUGUAUGCUAAACACUGGCAUGGGCGCAUGGCUUCUCGGGAUAUAUUUUAUCUGUACCUAGGUGGGGAUGUUUUUUAAAUAUCUGGUAAAGCGUAUACUUUGAUAUGUUUAUACAGUGAACUAGCUGAUGAAUUGUUUUGUGCGAGAGAAAACAAUGGCACUGAUAUCUGCUUUUUAAUAUAUAUUUCAGCUGCGCUAUAGGUCUAAUUGACCUUAAACUUACAUCAGGAAAGUGUAAGGAUUAUUAGGAAACCUAAAGCCAUGCAGUUUUGUAUGAUUGCGUAUCGUGCUGGUCGAUAAAUGGCGCACUUGUUCAGAUAUAUUUUUAUGAUGUUUAAAUUGUUGACUAAAAACUAGUUUCGUUUAUCCAUCGCUAUCUAUAGUUUUGCGAUGGCAUAUCUGCAUAAAUAUAGCUACUUCAAUUGUCUUGAAUCUAGUUAAGUUCGCUAUAAUCAGUCUUAAAGCUUAAUUAAGCUACUUCAAUUGUCUUGAAUCUAGUUAAGUUCGCUAUAAUCAGUCUUAAAGCUUAAUUAAGUCUUAUAUUUACUGAAGAAAAGACUAUGUAUCUUUCUGAAGGAUGGUUAUUUUUCAGAUAUAUCUCAGCUGUAUAUAUGCAUUAUUAACCACAUCAUUAUUUUUGUUAAUCAAUGCAUGGCAAAGUGUAUCUUUUAAGAUCUUUAUAAUGAACUGGGGAAUAUCUCUAGCCCCUGUAUGCGGCCGGUUGCAUCAAGCCCGUUUAGCUUAUGUCUAUCGUUUUAUUCAAGAAGCAAACUAAAUG